UGUAACAGCUAUGAAGUCUUUCAGUUUAAAGAAAACAAUGGAUCGGUUCAGUGAGUUGUUACAGGUUUUUUUUAUAAUUUUUGCCUUUGGGAUAAACUAUUCUACACAAAUAGUUUACCCUUAUGGACCGACCGCUGGGGAUUCACAGUUACGAGUAGCUUACGAGGUUGCUAGUCCGGGCAUUCCACUUAGUGUGCCCGUGAAGUUCUACAAUGAGACUUACGAUACAGUUUUCGUGAACAGUAACGGGCUGGUAUCGUUCAACAUGGAGAUGCCGACGUACUACAACGUACCGUUCCCUCUCGACUACCCGGCGCUGGCCGCGUUCUACGGCAACGUCGACCUGCGCGGCAGCGGCCAGGUGUACUACCGCGUGGCCGCGGACCCUCGGACCCUGGCCGUGGCCGACGGGCUGGUCGCGCGGCUGUACCCGCGGUACGCCGGCCGGUUCGCCGCGGCCGCCGUGUUCGUGGCCACGUGGCACCAGGUGGGCUACUACAAGAAGAACGCGGACAAGACCAACACGUUCCAGGUGGCCAUCGCCACGGACGGCGCCGAGUCGUUCGUGCAGUUCAUCUACCCGUCGCCCAUCCAAUGGGUCCAGUCGUUCAGCGGUCUCAACGUGGUCGGGCUACCGGAUGCCAAAGCGCAGGCCGGCUUCAGCGCGGCCGACGGGCGCAUACAUGUGCUCCGCGGCUCCGGCAGCGAUCAAAUACACAACCUGGACAGAUGGAGUAAUACGGACGCACCGGGAGUUUGGAUGUACAGGGUGGGUAACAUAGGACCGAACGAGAACGUGGAACCACCAGAGUUUUCUGCAAGAUCGAGACCAGACGAAGGCUUGACCUGUGCGGUGGCCGGAGCGUUAUGUCACAACCAAGCCUCGUGCGUGGAUUACGAACAAGGAGACAUGUGUUGUAUAUGCAAGCAAGGGUACUUUGGCAACGGCAUCACUUGUAUCAAAGAAAAUGUCCCCAUCCGCGUCAGUGGAAAAGUCAGUAUCGACGUCAACGGGAUUAUCGUGCCGGAAUCGGACUUGCAAGCGUAUGUUGCCACGGCGGACGGUCGCGUAUACAUGGCUAUGUCGAGCGUGCCAACCAAUCUUGGUUUCGAAAUGCAAUACCUGUCCGUGUUCCCUUCGGUCGUUGCUUGGCUGUUCUCGUUGCACUCGGAGAACGCGUUCAACGGAUACCAGUUGACGGGUGGAGUGGUUAACUACACCGCUGAAGUAACUUUUCCGGGCACCGAACACAGGAUAACGAUUCAUCAACGAUUUUUCGGUCUCAACUCUUUCGAUCAGUUAGUAAUGGAUGCAACCGUACAAGGGACGACGCCUCAGGUCCCAUUGCCGCACACCAGAUUCACAUUGCCCAAUGAUCAGCAACAGUAUACGAUUUCAAAAGGUCGUAUGCACUCCUACUACACUUACAGAUACAAACAAGAAGGAUCCGAUUUCGAACAGCAAGUGACUGUGGCACAAAAAUUCGAAUUCGCACAGCCGUGCAACAAAGCUAUCAGGGAUUUUACGUCGUUUUUGUUACAAAACUCCAAAGCGUAUGCAUAUUACGAGGAAAAAGCCAACAUUCUGCGACUCGUCAGCACCAACAACAUAUACCUGCCGUUCGAAGACGCGCACGACCCUUGUAGCGACGGCCACGCGAAAUGUGUGGCGAACAGCACGUGCGUCCGGGAGGGAAGCACGUUCAGAUGCGAAUGCAAUUUAGGGUUCCACUCGCUGUACGGUCUGGAGUCCGGAUGCGUAGACGUGAACGAAUGCCAGGAUAGGGUGGACCGAUGCGAUUCGAACGCGAUUUGCGUGAACGAGGUAGGCGGGUACAGCUGCCAGUGCAAACCGGGCUACGAAGGCAACGGCUAUUAUUGCGGAGCCACGGCCGUAGCCGUCAGAUCAACCACCGCAGAAACACCGUCGAGAAAUUACAACAUCGAAAACAGCGUGUGCGACGUGCCCAGUAACAUCAGCACUUGUUCCUGCAUUCAAGGAUAUGAAAUACGAUUGCUCUCGGUCGAUCCUACCGAUUUCGAGUGCGUAGACGUCAACGAAUGCAACGUACCGGAAGUCUGUCAUAGGGACAGUUACUGUACCAAUUUUCCGGGUAGUUACUCGUGCACAUGUAACCCAGGUUUCAUCGGAGACGGACUUAGGUGUUUACCGCUAUCUCCCAGAUGUCGAUUAGAAGGACAGAUAUUCAUAGGUCAAGGGUGCCCCGAGCGUAAAGCUUGUACAGCAGAUGCUUGUCAGUGCGCACCAACACACAUCGACGUUGGAGAAUUCUGUGUGCCCCACAAAGAUGUUCCGUUGACCACAACGGUAUACGAAAAUGACAAUACAACUCCAGAAUCAUCGAUUACAUGUGCCGAGAUGAAUAAUUGUCAUGCUCAUGCCCAGUGCAAUUUUAUUUCAUCGGAACAACGAUACAAGUGUCAAUGCAAUUCGGGUUACGAAGGAGACGGAUACGAGUGUUCUGUCAUUGAAAUUCAGUGUCAUAAAUCUAACAUUUGUGACAUGCAUGCUAGUUGUCAAACAGAUGAAGGAGGUCAUUCAAUGUGUGUUUGUCAUAAUGGGUAUGAAGGAGAUGGUAUUAUAUGUACACCAAGUGGAGAAUGUACGUCAGAUUCAAGUUGUGGUCCUAAUGAAAGGUGUAUGUAUAACGAAACCAGUUACAUAUACAGUUGUAGCUGUUUAGAGGGUUAUAUCAAGUUUGAAAACAAAUGUCAAAGAUCACGUUGUUUAUAUGAAUGUCAUAUAAAUGCCAAUUGUGUGCAAGUAGAUCGUACCUAUGCCUGUCGUUGUAACAAUGGAUACAGAGGUAAUGGAGUUACUCAAUGUGACAGGGUAUAUGAAUCUGGUUGUACAGAGAAUUCAUGUCCAUUAAAUUCUGAGUGUCAAAACAUUGGAAAUACUUAUAAAUGUUCAUGUGCUCAAGGAUAUGAAGAAAAUGGGAUCGGUCCAGAGUUUUCAUGCAAAGAAACUUGUAUUGUAAACAGAAGCAUUUGUCAUGCAUCAGCUCAGUGUGUUUAUGAUUCAGGUCAUUAUACUUGCCAAUGUAUACGAGGAUUUAUUGGAAAUGGUUAUAAUUGUAGAGAGCUUAAAAAAACAACAAACGAAGAUAUCUACUUACUUGUAAAUCAAGGAAUGGCAACAUUGCACAUUCCAACAGUUUCAAACAAAACACAUCUGGGUCACUCCAUUCAUCUGAAAUUUGAUAAAAUGGCUAUUGCUUUGGCAGUUGAUUGUUUUGAAGAACAAUUAUACUGGAGUGAUAUAACAGAUCAAACAAUUAAAUCUGCUAAAUAUAAUGGCUCAAUGGUACAAGAAUUUAUUGCUUCUAAUGCAAAAUCAGUUGAAGGGUUGAGUGUGGAUUGGAUUAAUAGAAAGAUUUAUUGGACUGAUUCCGGUUUUAAACGAGUAAUGGCAGCAGAAUUAUCUAAUGGGACACAUAUGACAACAAUUGUGAACUCUUCACUGAGUAAUCCUAGAGGAAUUGCAGUUCAUCCAAACAGGAGGAAAUUGUUCUGGUCAGAUUGGAAUAGAAAAAAUCCAAAAAUCGAAUGGUCAAAUUUAGAUGGUAGUCAAAGAGAAAUUUUUGUUCAAAAGCCAAAUGUAUCAUUACCAAAUUCUAUAGCUAUAGAUUGGUACACAGAAGAAAUAUGUUGGGCUGAUGCUGCUUUACAAAGCAUAGAAUGUGUUGGAAUCGACAGUCGAAUACAACGGACUGUUGUAGCAAAUUGUAGUUAUCCAUUUGGAUUGGCCAUUACACGAGAUAAUUAUUAUUGGACUGAUUGGAUAACUGAGAAAAUUGAAUUUGUAAGUAGAAACAAUAAAAUGAAGAGAGAAAAUCUACCUGUACCUCUUGUUAGUAAUGGACAUAUGUAUGGAAUUGCAGCAGUUACUGGAAAAUGUCCUUAAUAUUAAGACUGAAUAAAUAUAACUCAUUGUCCCCAACAUUUUGUUAAACGUUUAAUGAAAUUAAUACGUAUAAUUAUAA
Messenger RNA from Sipha flava (yellow sugarcane aphid), 4007 nucleotides. Its product is annotated as nidogen-1-like. Gene Ontology annotation, molecular function: calcium ion binding. The coding region runs from base 11 to 3928 and encodes 1305 amino acids. The record is from RefSeq and is a predicted model, not a curated record. The transcript has 21 exons. Gene Ontology annotation, biological process: cell-matrix adhesion. NCBI's taxonomy places the organism in Eukaryota, Metazoa, Arthropoda, Insecta, Hemiptera, Aphididae.